This is a messenger RNA of Cebus imitator (Panamanian white-faced capuchin), 1741 nucleotides long. RefSeq names its product heparan sulfate 6-O-sulfotransferase 3 (gene HS6ST3). The record is from RefSeq and is a predicted model, not a curated record. Gene Ontology annotation, cellular component: membrane. The transcript has 2 exons. NCBI's taxonomy places the organism in Eukaryota, Metazoa, Chordata, Mammalia, Primates, Cebidae. The coding region runs from base 135 to 1550 and encodes 471 amino acids. Gene Ontology annotation, molecular function: heparan sulfate 6-sulfotransferase activity.
CCUCGGCGUCAGGGGCAUGGAGGAACGGCGGGCUCCGAGCCGCGCCCCGGAGUCCCCGAAACUUCCGAGCGGGCGCCCGUCUGCCCUGCCGCCGCCUCCGCCGCCGCUUCGCCUGCCGGCCUGAGAGCGGGACCAUGGAUGAAAGGUUCAACAAGUGGCUGCUGACGCCGGUGCUCACUCUCCUCUUCGUGGUCAUCAUGUACCAGUACGUGUCCCCCUCCUGCACCAGCUCCUGCACCAACUUCGGGGAGCAGCCCCGCGCGGGGGAGGCCGGCCCGCCAGCCGUUCCGGGUCCCGCCCGCCGAGCUCCGGCGCCGCCUGAGGAGUGGGAGCGGCGGCCCCAGCUUCCCCCGCCGCCCCGGGGGCCGCCCGAGGGGCCUCAGGGGGCCGCGGCGCCGGAGGAGGAGGACGAGGAGCCCGAAGACCCGGAGGAGGAGGAGGAAGAGGAGGAGGAAGACGAGCCGGACCCCGAGGCCCCGGAGAACGGCUCCCUGCCCCGGUUCGUGCCGCGCUUCAACUUCACCCUGAAGGACCUGACCCGCUUCGUGGAUUUCAACAUCAAAGGGCGCGACGUGAUCGUGUUCCUGCACAUCCAGAAGACCGGGGGCACCACGUUCGGCCGGCACCUGGUGAAGAACAUCCGGCUGGAGCAGCCCUGUAGCUGCAAAGCCGGCCAGAAGAAGUGCACCUGCCACCGGCCUGGCAAGAAGGAGACGUGGCUCUUCUCCCGAUUCUCCACCGGCUGGAGCUGCGGGCUGCACGCCGACUGGACGGAGCUAACCAACUGCGUGCCGGCCAUCAUGGAGAAGAAGGACUGUCCCCGCAACCACAGCCACACCAGGAAUUUCUAUUACAUCACAAUGUUACGGGACCCAGUGUCGCGUUACCUGAGUGAGUGGAAACACGUCCAGAGAGGGGCCACGUGGAAAACCUCUCUUCACAUGUGUGAUGGAAGAAGCCCCACCCCUGAUGAGCUGCCUACCUGCUACCCUGGGGAUGACUGGUCUGGGGUCAGCUUGCGGGAGUUUAUGGAUUGCAGCUACAAUCUGGCUAACAAUCGCCAGGUGCGCAUGCUGGCUGACCUCAGCUUGGUGGGCUGCUACAACUUGACUUUCAUGAACGAAAGUGAAAGAAACACCAUCCUGUUGCAGAGUGCAAAGAACAACCUGAAGAACAUGGCCUUCUUUGGGCUUACAGAGUUCCAGAGGAAGACACAGUUUCUCUUUGAGAGAACAUUCAACCUCAAGUUCAUCUCCCCCUUCACGCAGUUCAACAUCACGCGGGCUUCUAACGUGGAGAUCAAUGAGGGUGCCCGCCAACGCAUUGAGGAACUAAACUUCCUGGACAUGAAGCUUUACGAGUAUGCGAAAGAUCUCUUCCAGCAGCGCUACCACCACACCAAGCAGCUAGAGCACCAGAGGGACCGCCAGAAGCGGCGGGAGGAGCGGAGGCUGCAGCGGGAGCACAGGGUCCACCAGUGGCCCAAAGAGGAUGGGGCCACAGAGGGGACUGUCACCGAGGACUACAACAGCCAGGUGGUGAGAUGGUGACCCCCUGCCCUCUCCUCUCUCAGGAGGGGGAGGAUGAGCAGGCACACUGACCUUCUGUUGAGUUACCGUGGAGAAGCUGGGCCGUUCUGAGGACAUCUGGCUGUGUGUAUUUGAUGUGGACAUCUGCUUCCUUGUCUUCAUUUUUAUCCAGCUGGAGAUUAUCUAUCUUGUUCUUUUUUUUUUUUUUUUUU